CAGUUUGCGAGGCAUUUUUUCACCUACGACCACCACACGCGUACGAAACGCGUCUUCGAUAUCUAGGAUAUGGUGCUCAUCGAGAACUGGCUGCCGCCUUCCAGGGAGAACUGGGAAACCCUGUGCUGGGUCUGGCAACUCUUUCCCCUGUUCGCGGCUGUUCAAUGGAUUACGGACUGGUAUCCGCAAGGCAAAACCUCCAAUGACUCCCGCUUCAACAUCCCCGGCAAACUAGCGUGGGCAACAAUGGAAGCGCCAGGAUUCACCACUCUUCUGUACAUAAUGUUCACGCUGCCGAAGCAAUUGGAGAUCGAGGAGUUGCCAUGGGGAAACUGGACAAUGGCAGGAUGCUUUACUAUCCACUACCUGUAUCGCGCCCUCCUCUCGCCCCUCGUCCUCAACCCAAGCAUGUCUCCCAUCCACCCCUUCGUCUGGGCCGCGGCCACCUGCUUCCAGCUCUGCAACGCCAUCUCCAUCGGCGGCUGGCUCGCAGGGUAUGGCCCGACCACCGUAUACGACUGGGCCGGGCGUCUAUACUGGAUGGAAGUCGGUCUCGUUAUCUGGGGAUGGGGCCUGCUGGCCAACAUAUAUCAUGACGAUGAUCUGCGCGAGAUCCGUCGCGCGGCCGAUCGUAGGCAGCGAAAGGAAGCAGAGAAGACAGGCCAGGCGCCGGAGAAGGUGGACAAGAUCUACAUGUUGCCGAAGAAUGGGCUGUUCGCAUACAUCUUGUAUCCGCAUUACCUUUGCGAAUGGAUCGAAUGGGCUGGAUUCUGGAUGGUUGGGGGCUUGAACUGUCAUCCUGCGAGGAGUUUCUUGGUCAACGAGAUCGCGACGAUGCUUCCCCGAGCACUGCAAGGAUGGAGGUGGUAUGUAGCUAAGUUUGGGAGCGACAAAGUUGGGAAUAGGAAGGCUAUCAUACCGGGAUUACUGUAACUCUCUUUGGAUCCUGGAGGCUUGCUAGUAGCUCACGGCUUCAAAGGGGUGCGAAUCUUUCAAGAUGGGUUCGCGCUUUUUCGACGAGAAGAGUACAUAUAUACACAGAAUAAUGAUUAUACAUGAUACUCCAGCAG
Molecule: messenger RNA, 1070 nt
Organism: Mytilinidion resinicola
Lineage: Eukaryota; Fungi; Ascomycota; Dothideomycetes; Mytilinidiales; Mytilinidiaceae
Product: 3-oxo-5-alpha-steroid 4-dehydrogenase-like protein
Exons: 3
Coding region: 70-933 (287 amino acids)
Biological process (GO): steroid metabolic process
Cellular component (GO): membrane
Molecular function (GO): 3-oxo-5-alpha-steroid 4-dehydrogenase activity
Source: RefSeq, a predicted model, not a curated record